AUGGCGCCUCAGAUCGUGCCGACAGUGCCCCUCGCCGUCAUGCGCUCGGCGGCGUCCUCCUUCUCCUCCUCUUCCUCGACUUCGCUUGAACCGCUCUACACUACAACCGUGAUUGAGACCGUCUACGCCUCUGCGACUGCACAGUCUUCCUCGUCACCAUCAAAAGCAGGUUCAAUUGCAUCGGCGGCUGCGGCGUUGGCUCAGGGUGAUAUUGGCGAAGGAGGAGAAGUCGAGAACGGGUAUCUCUCGUUUGCAGAGAUCGGCGCUAUCAUCACCUCCCUCUUCCUUACGACACUUGUCGUCACUGUCCUAGCGUCUUUCGUCCUCGCUCAAGCGCGCAACGCUCGCCGACUAGCUGAAGGGCGAUCUACGGAUCUCGAAUGGUUCGGACUGGGACGGAGCAGCCCAAAGGAGGGGGACGGGCGGAGAUCAGCGCGUCCGAGAGGCGAGGCGAAAGGCGAGCAGGCUGGACUUAUGGAGUCCAGCACCGUCAACCUCUUCAAUGUCGCGGAGGCGCUGAGCGCGGUGGCAUCCAAGGCGUCGGCCGAAAAGGCGGGAGACUCGGCGGAGACGACGUCGGCGCCUUUACCUACCCUUCCGCCGACGAAGACGACCACACCCGCAAGCAACGAAGUUCCCCAAGGUAUGGGGGUCGGUAUGCACGGUAUCAUGGCAACGGUGAACUCGACGGGAACAAAUCCUGCAACUGCGCCAUGGGCGACCAAGACGUCGGGCGGAAUGGCGGCAUUUUCGGACGACCUCACGACUAUAGUCGUGCACUCAGACUCUUCCAUCGAAUACGGCUGUCCGCUCGAAGGCGACUCCUGGCAGCAAGAGAGCUUGACCGACUCGUUGACCGCGCACACGGCGACCGGCAAAGGAUGCUACAUGAAGUACACCUUCACUGGUGACAGCGUCCAGGUCUACGGCGCUACAGGUGUUCAAGCGGGCGUCUUCGGCUGCUCGAUCGGCACUUCGCAGUGGAAUGCAACAGGCUGGUGGAACGCAUACGGCUCAGGCAACCACUUCCAGCCCUACGCAGGGUCGUGCCAAAUGCAGGGACUUGGAUACGACUCUCACGAGAUCCAGCUUGUCAAUUCGCCGAACGAACCGAAAAAGCUGUACUUCACUGGCCUCCGCUUCACGACAAACAAGACUCAAACCGUCUGGGAGACCCACUCAUGGUCAGCCUGCUGCGCAGGGUACACCUUCCCGCAAGGCGUCGCAACGAUCGUCUCGGUCGCUCCGUCUGCGACCGGGUCUUCUGGCGCGAGCGUUGGCGGACUGAGUACCGGGACUUUCGGAUUCGUGAUCGUCGGCGUCGCAGCCGCUAUCAUCCUCGCUUCCGUCCUCGUCGGCUGCAUGUGCUGCCGCAAGCGCCCUUCGGCAGACCCCUCAGCGCACCUCAAAGCCGUCCUUGACUCGGAAGACUCGGAAUCGCACCCGCUGCACAAGCGACACUCGAAGAAGCGGUCAAGCAGGAAACGCUUCAGCGACAGCUCGAGGAGUCGCAAGCACCGAGAAACGACGACCGAGUCCGAUUCCGAGGACGAGAAGAGUACGGGGACGGAUGCGAGUACGGGAACGGGAUCGAGUACGGAUGAGAGUGCGGAUGAGAAGCAUGCGAGGAGGAAGAAGGACCGGUAG
Messenger RNA from Rhodotorula toruloides NP11, 1647 nucleotides. RefSeq lists its product as uncharacterized. The coding region runs from base 1 to 1647 and encodes 548 amino acids. The record is from RefSeq and is a predicted model, not a curated record. The transcript is spliced from 12 exons. Lineage: Eukaryota; Fungi; Basidiomycota; Microbotryomycetes; Sporidiobolales; Sporidiobolaceae.